Molecule: messenger RNA, 339 nt
Organism: Arctia plantaginis
Lineage: Eukaryota; Metazoa; Arthropoda; Insecta; Lepidoptera; Erebidae
Source: the annotation of a GenBank genome assembly
AUGUACGUUCCACCUUUUUCACCUCGCUAUAAUGAACAGUUUGAAAAAACUACAUGUAAUUCCCAUCCAAACACCUUUAACAGCGGUACGUAUACACAAGGUAUUUCAAACCAUAGGUCAUAUGCUGCAGUAGUGGCAGCAAAUGGCAAGCAGGAGCAUGACAAGAUGGGAAAAGACUUUCACAGAAGUAACAAACGUAAACAGCGUUGCUCAUCGGAGCGACUACUGCACGAUGAGUCAUUGUCGUCGGAGUCAUGCAUGUCGGAUGGCGGGGAGCGCUUAUCCGUCGCUGACGGCGUGCGCCCGGCUACUGAGGUAGCGAAGGGCGAUUACUACUAA